Molecule: messenger RNA, 1603 nt
Organism: Hydractinia symbiolongicarpus
Lineage: Eukaryota; Metazoa; Cnidaria; Hydrozoa; Anthoathecata; Hydractiniidae
Exons: 7
Coding region: 512-1576 (354 amino acids)
Source: RefSeq, a predicted model, not a curated record
GCACGUUUUCAUAAAUUUUCGUGCUGAAUUUAAAUAUGUUGUUCAUUUUUGUUGAAAAUGAUUAGAAAAUUUCAAACAUGUUAACCCGGAUCUGAGAAUAUAGCUAUAACUCCUUGUUUAUUUUUACAUUUCUUAUUUUUAUCGUUUGACAAUCAGGGGAAAAUUUAUCGAUUUAAACCAAAUCUUUUAUUUUAUUAAAAGAAUCUCAAGACUACAUAUUAAAUUGUAUCUUCUGCACAGUUUUAUUAGCCACAGCUACAGGGUUUCUCCAUGUUCUUUAUUGAUGAUAUUUGCAAAAAAACUUAGUCAAGUAAAAAAAUAAUGAGGAAUUAUAUAGCAACACAAGAAUUUUCAAGGCUUACCAGAAACAAGAGACGCUAGUUACUGUUAAAAGUACAUGUAUGAGUUAUAGAUAACUUGUUACACAUCUAUACACAGAAACCUGUUAAGGGAUCAACAAUCAAACUUUGUCAAUGCAUAGAUAUAAAGCAAUGACUAAAAAAUUUAAAAUAUGUCCAAAUUCAAAGAGCAGAAUUAUGUCGCACCACAAAACUCUGUCAUUGAGGGGUUUAAAAUACCACGAUAUCACAUCAACCCAUAUAUGGAGAUCAAAAGCGCACCUGCAACUAUACACACAACACCAGUUCCAACAGCUAAAGAAGACGGCAAUGAAUUAUUGCAAAGAAAAUUUAGUAAACAGUCUGAUCUGUCAAUAAAUGAAGUUGUGGCAAACAAGUCAAUUGAAAGAAACCCAAGAAGUGCAGUUUGUAUUAACAAUCAUUUAAUGGCCAGGUUAUAUCAUCAUCCUAAAAAUUCACAAGUGUUGCAGCAUAAUAAGUUUGUGCCACAUCCUCCUAAUCAACAAAAGUAUAAUAGUCUUUAUGCUGGGAAAAGAAAUAUCCUACUAAAACAGAAACAAAAAGCUAAAGAUGACAGUAUAUCUGAUUUAUUAAUCCAAAGUGAAAAGUUUUCUUCACACAGCAUUACUGGGGAAAUGCAAACAAAAAGUAAAUUUACUGGAAACAAUCUAUACCAAAACCACUCGGUACUGGAAGUGAUACAUGCAUUGUUCAAACGAUUAAACUGGCCUUGUGAUGGUAUUCUCUCUGGUGGUAUUCCAGCUGAUUUUGCAAAAUGUAUUGACACAAUGAUAACUAAAAGGGAAGACGAUGGAGAAUUUGUGUAUUUUGUGGCUAGAGACUACUUUUGCAACACUGCAAGAUAUAACCCAUAUGACUUAAUAUUUAUAACUCCAAAGGAGGCACAAAAGUGUGAUCUAUACUAUACAGUCUCUGCAAGUUAUGUUAGCAAGAUUUGCAAAACCAAUGGUACAACACUUGUUCCUGUCUUGGAUUGGUUGUACGAGAGGAAGAUGUUUAACAAGAUUUAUAAUAUUAAUUUAUUUAAACAAUUCAGGCUUUGGAAAACGUUCACAACUUGGAAGAAAAUUUUAAGAAAUGAAAAGAAAGAAAGUAGCAGGCAUGUUUUUUUUGUUUGGUACUUUGUGAUUUCUUCAGUUUCAGUCAUAUAUAUUUUGUAUUUAAGUUCACACCCAGCAAGGUUGCAAACCAGCUAAAAAUGGUUAAAAGCAACUUUAGUAACU